This is a messenger RNA of Ostrinia furnacalis (Asian corn borer), 1750 nucleotides long. RefSeq names its product lactosylceramide 4-alpha-galactosyltransferase-like. Gene Ontology annotation, molecular function: alpha-1,4-N-acetylgalactosaminyltransferase activity. NCBI's taxonomy places the organism in Eukaryota, Metazoa, Arthropoda, Insecta, Lepidoptera, Crambidae. Gene Ontology annotation, biological process: glycosphingolipid biosynthetic process. Bases 571 to 1680 code for a protein of 369 amino acids. The transcript has 3 exons. The record is from RefSeq and is a predicted model, not a curated record.
AUUCAUUAAUAAGUAAUCAUAACUUUAUUAUUUACCUACCUAUCAUAGGCGAAUAAUGUUUAUGGUUUCCAGCAAAAGUGUCGUGCUGUUAAGAUAAAAUUAAAUUAUUAGAAACAAGGAAGUGCUAAGUAUAGGUUUAGUUAUGAUGAUUGCGUAACUCAAAUCAUCGCACAUAAUUAUAUUCAUUAUUUUUCCGUGAGUGAGUGAAAUAACCGUAUUAUUAUGAACAAACUACUUAAUUAUUCGUUUAAAGAUUUUCCUGCCUAACUCCAAAUGCUGUUCAGAUAAAAAUAGGACUACAUCCUGCCUGUUCCGAUUAAAGUGGACUGCGAUAUCAUCUGUCACUCGUGGCUUUUACAUUCAUUAACACAUCAUUUAUUAUAUUCAUUAGUGAAAAUAAAUUGCGUGUUUUUAACAAAAAUAUUAUUGGUAAGUUCAAGAAGAUUUUCUUCUAGUGUCUGAUUUAAGUAGUGGGCAAUUGUUACUGCCUUUCCUAUUAAUUCAUAAUCGUGUUAUAACCCUGAAUCUAAGUUAGCACCUACUUUCGAUGCUGAAUGUUGAUAAGUUUUUAUGUUUUUUAUUGCAGUGUUUGCAAGAUUAGCUAAUUUAAUGUUCGUAAGAAACAAUCGUGCUACACAUGUGUUCCUGGAUUUAUGUUGUAAGAAAUGCUCAUACAAGACGAUAAUAUCGGUAUUAAUCACCGGAAUAAUUAUAUUUAUUCUAAAAAUACGAGACUCUCCAGAAAUGUACAUAAUAAAAUGGAAUAUGACGGAGAAUAUAUCGUGCCAUUAUUCCACCGAAGAUGACGCGUUGCCAUUGGUAGAUGAAACUUUCAAUCCCCCGGAGAAAUCGAUAUUUUUCCAUGAAACAUCUUGUAGAGGAGGGCUGAGUUCAAGACAGGCUUGUGGUGUGGAAUCAGCAGCCAAGGCACAUCCAGACUGGCAAGUAAACGUGUUCUUCAGUGGACCAGUUUCCGACUUCAUUCUCAAAAGGAGUUUCCUUGCAAAACUCCUCAAAUACAAGAACGUCAAGCUAAUGCGUAUUCAUCUCCAAGAGUACGCUAAGGGAACACCUCUGGAGUCUUUAGUCGCCGCUAGUCCUUACAAAAAAAGCGCUUGGAGGAUCGAACACACUUCGGAUGUUUUACGCUAUCUUACGCUAUACAAAUAUGGAGGGGUUUAUAUGGACUCGGAUUUUGUGGUGGUAAAACCCUUUGAUGAUCUGGAGAAGAACUGGUCCGGCAGAGAAAGUAUUACUGCCGUUGUCUCCGGUGUCAUGUCGUUCUCAAGGGAUAGCCUGGGACGCCAAAUGGCUGCAGCUACGGUCGAGAAUUUUAAAAAGAAUUACAAUCCAAACUAUUGGGGGUAUAAUGGCCCGGGUGUAAUAACGAGAGUCGUAAAGGAAAUGUGUUUCAAAACCAAGAAGAAAAAAUGGAUUCACGGAUGCAACGGCUUCAAAGUGUACGAUCCAGAGGUGUUCUACCCGGUGUACUACAAACAGAACCGACUAUACUUCGAGGCCGGUCGCAACCUAACGACUUCGGAGAAGACAUACGCCCACCACAUGUGGAAUCACUUGACCAUGAAGUACAGUAUUCCGAAAACAUCGCCUUAUGCUCAAUUGGCAAAGCAGUACUGUCCGACUGUGUAUGAAAUGUACGGAGAUAGCUUUGGUGUUUAAUUUAACUAAGUGAUUUGAAAUGUUUAUAAAAUCGAGGCAAUGAUCAAUAAAUUGUAUUGAAACAACUACU